AUGAUACAGUGUGUAUCUUCGCCUGCAUGUUCCUUUUUGGGACGUCCGGUCGAGCUGUGCUCUAGGCGGACACUGCUUACAAAAUCACAUUAGUACGCGUCAACAACGAAAUUCAGUGCUAUUUAAAGCUUCGAGUGCGAUUCGCCCUCGAUCAAACCCACAAGGUGCCCUCAACACCUUCUCCUGCCAAAACCUCGUCGACAUUGCCCUCGUCGAGAGGGUCCUCGUCGCGACAAGAGUCGCGUCUUCCAGGGCCGACUCCUUACACACUUCCCAGACCCAAAGUUCGGGUCAUUCCACAAGUGCAUUCACUACUCAUGGUCGCGAAGCCCCCUGCAAUCAACUACGACCUCACGAAUCACCCCUCCACCAUAACCACGCCCUAUUCCACCCUUUCUUUCAGACCCAAUUCACUCUCUGAGCCCGCCAUCUCCCCUCCCAUUUCCCACCUAACGCUCACAUCCCCCCACCUCCCUUGGCGAAUCUCUGUCCGUCCAUUGCUCAACGGCGCCUAUGUCACCGUCUCUGAUGUUCUUCACGCGAUGUACAAUGGGCUCCGGGAGAACAUCUCUCCCGCCGAGUUCUACGGAUUGCCCUCGAAGACGGAGAUUCGGAGGGUAACGGACGCGUAUGAACAGCGAUACCGGCGCAUAAAGAGCCGGAGCGGGUCGUAUGAGGAGAAGAAGGCUGGUGUUAAGCGGGUCGACUUUUUCAUGGGGCGGACGAGAUUUGCUGGGCUUUCGCCUAGCUCCAAAGGCCCUGAUGUCUGGGUUAUGAACAUCCUGUGAUUGGGAUGUCGCCCUCGAACAUUUUCGUUUUUACAUUCCUCCAAAAGCUCACGCAUCGGAUACCGUACUUUAUUUUUCUCCCAGUCAUUGCGCAAUAGUUAAUUUA
This is a messenger RNA of Guyanagaster necrorhizus, 894 nucleotides long. RefSeq lists its product as uncharacterized. The transcript has 2 exons. The coding region runs from base 318 to 788 and encodes 156 amino acids. The record is from RefSeq and is a predicted model, not a curated record. Lineage: Eukaryota; Fungi; Basidiomycota; Agaricomycetes; Agaricales; Physalacriaceae.